Molecule: messenger RNA, 1044 nt
Organism: Entamoeba invadens IP1
Lineage: Eukaryota; Evosea; Mastigamoebida; Endamoebidae
Product: extracellular ribonuclease LE precursor, putative
Exons: 1
Coding region: 1-1044 (347 amino acids)
Biological process (GO): RNA catabolic process
Cellular component (GO): extracellular region
Molecular function (GO): ribonuclease T2 activity; RNA binding
Source: RefSeq, a predicted model, not a curated record
AUGUACAUUUUGUUUUUGUGUAUACUGGCGAACGCUUUCACUCUGGGAGAUGAUCAACCAACAGACCAACAAGCUCUCGUCCAAGUAAGUCCUACCACGACUCCAUUGCUUCCAAUUACUCCACAAAUGGGUGUGACGCUUGCAAAAUCACAAGUUGCACAAAAGAAUCCAAACUAUGGAAAGGUUAAAAAAGACAAAAAGCCUAAAAAAGUAGCUGUAAAAAUGUCCAAAGAAGAAAGAAAACUACUUUAUAAACAAAAAGAAGAAGAGAAAAAAGCGAAAAAAGCUCAAGCAGAUCCUUAUGUACUUGAAGACGCUCAUAUGUGUGGUUCACAAUAUGAUCCUUCUCAACCAAAAAUGGAUUAUAUCAUGUUUGUUCAAUUUUGGCCAGGAGUUUCUUGUACAGCUACGAAUAAAUGCACCAUCCCUAAGGGUUCUAGCUACAUAGCUGAAGGAUUCCAUGUUCAUGGAUUUUGGCCACAAUUAUACACAGGAAAUGUUUUAAAAUGUUGUGAAAAAAAAUUUGAUAUUAAAGUAGUUGAACAAUCAAUGUUGGCUGAUAAAGAACUUAGAAAUGAUAUGUCAAUGUAUUGGUUUUCAAACGGAAAGUGCAGGUUCCCAAUGUACGAAUUUGAUAAACACGGAACUUGUGCUUACUCCGUUUACACUGGAGAAAAUGGUCCAUUGGACUACUUAAAAACAGUGAUGGACCUGAGAAAACGUGUUGAUGUGUGGAAAAUAUUGCAAGACACAUAUAGUUAUGUUCCUAAUCAACAAUAUUUACUAAAUGAAACGAGAGAUAAAAUUGCAAAAAUGUAUGGAGCCCCCCCAGCUUUCACUUGUGACGAAAAUGGUGCAAUGGGAGAACUUAGAAUAUGUUAUGAUAUCAAUGAAACAAAUAAGUUUAACCCUACACCAAGAGCUUGCCCUCAAAACAUAUUAGACGCUGAAAAAGAACACUGUAAAGAAAAAAUUUUCUUCGCUCCAUUCCCAGAAGACUUUAAAAACGCAAAUUCAAAGAAGAAAAAUAACUGCGAGUACUAA